AUGUGGGAUCAGCUACCGGAGCUGAUACUGACGCAGAUAUUCGGCCAUCUCGAUCACGCCGAUCGCGCCAGCGUUGGUGAAGUCUGCCCGGCAUGGAAUCGCGCGCUCUCCUCACCGGUGCUCUGGCGGUCCGUCGCGGUCGUCAUCGAUCGCGACCUAAGUGACGACUUCCCACCGGCGACGAUAUUGACCACAAAGUACGGGCAGCAUAUGCGCAGCUUGGAGCUGGCCUUCUCGCGACCCUAUAUCAGUCCGAGAAGCCUACACCGCGUCAAGCUGAUGUGCAGCGCUCCGGCCUCGGCCGGCGCCGACUUUCUCGCGAUCGUCCGCGCUAAGGAUGUGCAGCUGCGACAGCUGACGUUGACGAAUUGGGCCUUCGCCUACAACCGAGGAACGCUGCUCAACGCCUUGGCGCGCUUUCUGCGCGGUCAACGCAAUCUCGAGACCCUCUGCCUGCUGAACGCCGAAUUCGGCGUGGCGGAUGUCUUGCGUGUACUGGGCGUACUCGCCAAGGAGUCGCGCGAACACUUGGCCUCCUUGGAUCUGCGCGGCGCUUUCAGGAUGUCGAGAUGGCAAGUUCCCCACGACAAUCGGAGAUAUUUGGGCCUGCUGAGCCACUUUCACUCGUUGAGCCUGCUGAAAUUGGACUAUCCGGCUCUGUCGAAUCACGUUCUCUACGUUCUCGCGAGUAACGCGUCGAAGACAUUGAAGAACCUGCACAUAUUCGUGAGGAACUCCGAUUCCCGGCAGCAUAUGUUAGCGGACACCGCCUGGCGCAACUUGUCGUCGGCUUGUCCCGAUUUAACGGUGUCCUAUACUAUAGUGAAUAUCUCGCAUUACGAGGACAUAUACUACUUGCUGUUACCCAGCCUGCCUCUGGCCAAGUUUCACAUGUUCAGCGGCCACGUGUGGGAUCAGAGCAGAUCACGGAACUUCAGGAGCACGAUCGGCCUGCUGAUUACUCAAUACACGAACACGUUAGUCGAGGUGAUGUUACAACUGAGAAAUAAUCGCGAAUCGCUGGACGAUUUAUUGGUGUCCAUGUUGAUACGUUGCAAGCGCCUGGUAAGAUUGCAGUACGACGGAAUUAUCAGGAGUCUCGAAACCUUGCGCGAAAUAUGUCAGCUUCAAGUCGAACACAAAACACGUUUCAAGACGAUACACGUAAAACCUCGGGACAUCAAUAUCCAAAAUCGUGCCGUACUGUACGAGAUCAAUUAUCAGUACGAUCGUAAGAUGCACGAGCAAGGAAUCGACUUUCGGGUCGAAGAUCCCACCUCGAUUUUAUUCUUCUACUGA
Messenger RNA from Dinoponera quadriceps, 1299 nucleotides. RefSeq names its product F-box only protein 39-like. Lineage: Eukaryota; Metazoa; Arthropoda; Insecta; Hymenoptera; Formicidae. Gene Ontology annotation, cellular component: SCF ubiquitin ligase complex. Gene Ontology annotation, biological process: positive regulation of protein ubiquitination; SCF-dependent proteasomal ubiquitin-dependent protein catabolic process. Gene Ontology annotation, molecular function: protein binding. The transcript has 7 exons. The coding region runs from base 1 to 1299 and encodes 432 amino acids. The record is from RefSeq and is a predicted model, not a curated record.